AUGGGUACCCACAAAGAUGCUCCUAGCUCAACCCCCUCCGAAUACACACCACGAGCAUGUCUGACCCUCUUGGGCGCCUUCUGCGGCAUGUUCUGCACCGUGGGCUUCAUGAACUCGUUUGGUGUCUUCCUGGAAUACUACAAAACAGCACAGCUCUCCAACGAGUCCGAAUCCACCAUCGCAUGGCUGGCAGCACUUGUAAUCUUCUUCAUCUUCGGGGUGUCAGUCAUCUCCGGACCUCUCCUCGACACCUUCGGUCCCAGACUCCUCCUCUGCACCGGCUCCAUCGGAACCGUCUUCGCCAUCAUGAUGACCUCCCUCUGCAAACAAUUCUACCAAUUCAUCCUCGCCCAAGGCAUUCUCCUCGGAAUCUCCCUCUCCCUGCUCACCUGUCCCAUGAUCGCCCUAGUCGGCCAACACAUCAAGAUCAAGCGCGGCGCCGCCAUCGGCAUCGUCAUCGCCGGGUCUUCUCUCGGCGGCGUCGUCUGGCCCAUCGUCGUCCACGAACUUCUCCAGAAACCCAAUAUCGGGUUCGGAUGGACCAUGCGUACCGUCGGCUUCAUCAUGCUGCCUCUUCUCGUCAUUACCUGUGUCUGCUGCCAACCACCACAAACUAUACCCCCCUCCCCCGAAACCCCUUCAUCCACCCCCAACCAACCCACCGCCACCACAACGACAGCUAAAGACCCCUCAAUCCUCCACUCCAAACCCCUCCAACUCACCUGUCUCGCCUUCUUCCUCAUCUACUUCGGCAUGUUCUCCCCCUUCUUCUACACCACCUCCUACGCCAUCGCCCACGGCUUCUCCUCCAACCUCUCCUUCUACACCAUCUCCAUCAUCAACGGCGCGUCUCUCUUCGGACGUAUCUUCGUCGGUAUCAUCGCGGAUAAAUACGGUCGAUUCAACUGCUGUGUGAUCUUUACCCUGUUGUCUGGGAUUAUUGCGCUUUGUUGGACGAAAGCUACGGAUGUCGCUGGGUUGGUGGUUUUUGCGGCGGCUUAUGGGUUUACUUCGGGUGCAAUCCUCUCCCUCCAACAAGCCUGCGCUUUGCAACUCGCUACCCCCAGGACGGUGGGGUUGGCUGUGGGUGUGGUUAUGGCUUCGACGGCGCUUUCUGCGAUGGCCGGAAUCCCCAUCAGUGGCGAACUCAUCCAGAAAUACGGGUACCUGGCGCUGUCGAUUUACUCCGGGGUGAGUUUGUUGGUUGGAGGCGUGGUGUUGGGUGUUGCGAGGGGGAUGCAGAAUUGGGGGGUUGGGGUGGUUGUUUAA
Messenger RNA from Aspergillus ibericus CBS 121593, 1269 nucleotides. Its product is annotated as putative MFS monocarboxylate transporter. Gene Ontology annotation, cellular component: fungal-type vacuole membrane. The record is from RefSeq and is a predicted model, not a curated record. NCBI's taxonomy places the organism in Eukaryota, Fungi, Ascomycota, Eurotiomycetes, Eurotiales, Aspergillaceae. Gene Ontology annotation, molecular function: transmembrane transporter activity. The transcript has 5 exons. Bases 1 to 1269 code for a protein of 422 amino acids. Gene Ontology annotation, biological process: transmembrane transport.